AUGCGAUACACCAACCCAUCGACACCUUCGGCCACUCAUGUCCACGCUGCCAUCGUGGGCAUGGGCCCCAGGGGCACCAGCGCAUUGGAACGUCUCUGUGCAUCGGCCGGUGAAUUCCUGUCUCCCGGCGUCCGCUUGACCGUCCACGUCGUGGAUCCGUCACCGCCAGGAGCCGGCCGGGUCUGGCGCACCGAGCAGUCGUCCGAGCUGCUGAUGAACACCGUGACGUCGCAGGUCACUCUCUGGACCGACGACAGUGUUGUAUGCUCUGGCCCCAUCCGCAACGGACCCAGCCUCUACGAAUGGGCCGCGCAAGAGAAGCUCGAUCUGGGGCCGGACGAAUACCCGACCCGCGCACAAUACGGUCACUACCUUCAAUGGGUGUUCCGCGAAGUCGUCCGCAAUGCGCCUCCCCAGGUUGAGAUCGUAGUGCACUCCGCUCGCGCUGUUCAGCUAGACGAUUCCGAGGAUGACCGCCAGACGCUCCAACUAUCCAACGGGCGCAUUCUCUCCGGUCUAUCCGCUGUCAUCCUCUCUCAGGGCCACGUCCCCCUUGUCCACGACCCUAAACUCCAGCAAAAUGCCGCCUAUGCCUCCCAGAACAACCUCCGCUACAUUACCCCGUCCAACCCGGCGGACGUCGACCUCUCGUCCAUCCAGCCCGGCGAAUCCAUCUUCCUGCGCGGCCUCGGCCUUAACUUCUUCGACUAUAUGGCUCUCCUGACCACCGGUCGCGGCGGCCGUUUCAUCCGCACCACCAGUGGCUCCCGGUACAUUCCCUCGGGUCGCGAGCCUCGCAUCUACGCCGGCUCCCGGCGUGGCAUCCCAUACCAGGCGCGUGGCGACAACGCGAAAGGCGCCUACGGGCGACACAUGCCCUUGCUGUUCACGAACGAGGUGAUCGAAGGGUUCCGGCGACGCGCUGAAUCUGGAUCCGCGCACCACCACCCGCCCGACUUCUUAAAGGAGAUCUGGCCGCUAGUCUGCAAGGAAGUUGAAACAGUCUACUACGAAGCGCUCCUCCGACAACACAAGCUCGACGAGCGCGAUUUCCGCGCGCAGUUCCUGGCCACCAAGCAUCAGAGUCCCGAGGAGAGCCAGGUCCUCAGCGAUUUUGGCAUCGACGAAAUCCACCGCUGGUCGUGGGACCGCCUCUCCCGCCCUUACGGCGAACGACGCUUCACGGCCGGUGUCUGGCGCGACUGGCUGCUCGAGUAUCUGCGUGAAGAUGCCCGCGAGGCCGCGCUCGGCAACCUCAACGGACCUUUGAAGGCGGCGCUGGACGUGAUGCGCGACUUGCGGAACGAGUUACGUCUCGUGGUGGAUCACGCGGGCGUGUCGGGGUUCUCGCACCGCGAUCAUCUCGACCGCUGGUACACGCCACUGAACGCGUACGUGUCGAUCGGGCCACCCCGGCAACGCAUCGAGCAGAUGGUUGCGCUGAUGGAGGCCGGCGUUCUGGAUGUGUUUGGGCCGCGGCCGACAGUGACAGCCCAGGACGGCGCGUGGGUGGUGCAUUCACCCGAGGUGCCUGGGUUGAAGGCCCGCGUGACGACUCUGGUCGAGGCGAGGCUGCCGGAGCCGGAUGUGCGACACACUGGCGACGAGCUGAUGGCGCAUCUCUUGCAGACGGGCCAGUGUCGGCCCUACACGGUGGAUGGGUACGAGACCGGGGGGCUGGCCGUGACGAAGAGCCCGUACCAUGUGGUGGAUGCGCAGGGGAGAGCGCAUCCCAGACGCUUCGCGGUGGGUGUGCCGACGGAGGGUGUGCACUGGGUGACAGCGGCGGGUGCCAGACCUGGCGUGAACUCGGUGACUCUCUGCGAUACGGACGCUGUGGGAAGAGCGGCGCUGUCGAUGGCCGUGGCUGAUGUUGGAGUGGUUGAGAAGCCGGAAGCGAAGGGCAAGUGGCCGUUUGUGACUGUUGCGGCGGCUACAGUUGAUGUGGUAUAA
Molecule: messenger RNA, 1953 nt
Organism: Aspergillus melleus
Lineage: Eukaryota; Fungi; Ascomycota; Eurotiomycetes; Eurotiales; Aspergillaceae
Exons: 1
Coding region: 1-1953 (650 amino acids)
Source: RefSeq, a predicted model, not a curated record